CAUCGUUAUUGUCAAUCGCUUUCAAACGUCAAAGAAGUGAGCAACAAAGCAAGUUAUUUUAUUUCCGUGCGUGAUUUGAUGUUGCAAAAUUGCACUAUAUCUAUUUAACGUAAUUAACUAAGGUCAAGUUGCACCAUGUUUUCGUCGCUAUUCGGCAAGCGGAGGUCUUCACCAGUUGAAGAUGAAACUCCGCCAAUACCAGGACCAAGAAGCGACGAGGGUUUCGAGAUUGUGGACCCGACAUCACCCAGACCUGGGCUGUAUCCUAACGUGAGUGGUGUUGGAGGCCAUGCCGUGCCGUACCCUCAGAGGCCAGCGCCUCCAGCGCCUGUACCAGCCUUCAGACCAACUGUAGACCAAACAUUCCACUACUUACAAGGCGUACCUUUCGCGCUCAGCAAAGAACUGCAAAUGGCAACGAAUAAGGACUCGUUUGCUACGGAAAUUGGUGACCUCUUGGCCUUCUUGACAACCAAAUUGAAUAUGAGUGGAUAUAACUAUGAGUUUAAUUUGGAGAAGAGUGUUUUGAAGGAAUGUUAACAGCAAUUUAAAUUAAUAUUGUGAAAUGUUAGACUUUAUUGUUGUUAAGCAAAAAAAUAUGCUGAUCAGGGACAGAUUACAUCCACAAAAUACAUUUAAAAAGAAAUAUAGAUCAUUUGUAUAGACUAAAUAAAGCUCAAUGUCUUGUAUUUUGUCAUAGAUGUUUUUGAAAUGGUCUAUUAUCAUGAACUCUUAUAUUGUUGACCAAUAUAAGAUGAUUCAUGAGUAGUAAACAAUAUUUAUUGAGUCUAAUGUUAUCACUUCUUUCAUUGUGAGGAUUCUAAGAAUAACAUUUCAGUUACAGUAUCAAAGGAAAUGAGCAAGACAAUAGGUAAUCAAUCUACCAGUGUAUUUAUUUACAAUGUUUCUACAAAAUCAUGGCUUUAUGUGUAAAAUAGCAUGAUAUGUUUAAAAUAAGGCUUGAUCACACGGCUAUUUAAUAAGAAUUAUAGUAACUAGAUUGAAACAUGAUAGGUAACUAUACUAAGUUUUAAAGAUACAUUUUAUUUAAUGCAAGCAUUAAAAUAACAAACUAUUCUUUUCUGAAUGCAAGUAAAAAUCUUGUCACUAUUGUGUCGUAUUGUUACAAAUACAAAAAUAAAAAUUGUAAAAUAUUUGUUAAGUUUUUAGUGUAAAUAAAAAUAUAAUCUGAGCAA
Molecule: messenger RNA, 1196 nt
Organism: Pectinophora gossypiella (pink bollworm)
Lineage: Eukaryota; Metazoa; Arthropoda; Insecta; Lepidoptera; Gelechiidae
Exons: 1
Coding region: 136-540 (134 amino acids)
Source: RefSeq, a predicted model, not a curated record